Fusarium verticillioides 7600 is the source of this 141-nucleotide messenger RNA. RefSeq lists its product as hypothetical. The transcript has a single exon. The record is from RefSeq and is a predicted model, not a curated record. The coding region runs from base 1 to 141 and encodes 46 amino acids. Lineage: Eukaryota; Fungi; Ascomycota; Sordariomycetes; Hypocreales; Nectriaceae.
AUGGCAGUGAAACACUUUGAUCAAUGGGCCGGCCUCGGCUCUUUGACCGGAGUGGCGUUGGUGUUGCAAGGAGCUAUUCCUUUUGAUGUCAAGUUCGUGGCGUCUGGCCAAGUCCAUUUCUGCGCGGUUAAUCUUGAUUGA